AUGGGCAAGAUUACAUUUUACGAGGACAGGAACUUCCAAGGUCGUAGUUAUGAGUGCAGCAAUGACUGCACAGACCUGCACUCCUACUUCAGCCGUUGUAACUCCAUCAGGGUGGAUAGUGGCUGUUUUAUGAUCUAUGAGCGCCCCAACUACAUGGGUCACCAGUAUUACAUGAGGAGGGGAGAGUAUACUGAUUACCAGCGUUGGAUGGGCUUCAGCAGCUGUAUCCGAUCAUGUCGUAUGAUUCCAAUGUACCGGGGUUCAUAUAGGAUGCGAAUCUACGAGAAGGCCGAUUUCAGUGGUCACAUGAUGGAAUUCAUGGAUGACUGUCCCUGUGUGUCUGAUCGUUUCCACCACCGCCACAUCUACUCCUGUAAUAUCAUGAAUGGCUUCUGGAUCUUCUACGAGUAUCCCAACUACCGGGGUCGACAGUACUUCCUGAGAACCGGAGAGUACAGGAGAUACCGUGAAUGGUGCGCCACCUGCGCCAUUGUAGGCUCUUUCAGACGGGUCACUGACUUUUAG
Oncorhynchus masou masou (cherry salmon) is the source of this 525-nucleotide messenger RNA. Its product is annotated as gamma-crystallin M2-like. Gene Ontology annotation, molecular function: structural constituent of eye lens. The record is from RefSeq and is a predicted model, not a curated record. The transcript has 3 exons. Lineage: Eukaryota; Metazoa; Chordata; Actinopteri; Salmoniformes; Salmonidae. Gene Ontology annotation, biological process: lens development in camera-type eye; visual perception. Bases 1 to 525 code for a protein of 174 amino acids.